ACUUAAUAGAUCGUGAUAGACAUACAGUUAUUUCAAAUAUAAAUUUACAUUUAGUGAUGUUUUGGAGGUCUACUGUACCACGUCUUGUCGAUACGCGUGUAUUGCCUCAAGUGUCUGUUCGUUUGAGCAGAGCACAACUUCAUAACACAUCCUUUUUAAACAGUGGUGGAUCACUCUUUGGUGAUAUAACAAAUGCUCCAAAGCAACCAGAAUCAACUGUAAGUUCAACCACCGACUCUGAAACCGGUUCUAAGGUUCCAGAAAACGCUCAACAAGACAAGGAAUUACAAGAGUUCAGACGAGAAAACGCAUUGAAAGAACAAAUCUCCAUUGAUAAAUAUGUAACACCUUUGAAGCAAAAACUUUUCAAUUUAAAUGUAAAAGCAAAUGGAUUUUUCAAAAAUAAUCAAGUUAUUCAUGAUCCAGAAACUGGUAAGAUGUUCAAAUUAACUUUAAAAGAAAAGGAAAUUGAAUAUUUGGAACCAAGUAUUUAUUUACAAUCUUUGAGAAUUAAAUCUUCAGUUAAGAAGGCUACUUUGGUUAAUCGUUUUGUAAGAGGUUAUAAUGUUAAGACUGCCAUUAAUCAAUUGCAUUUCAACCCAAAGAAAAUGGCCACUGAAUUAGAAAAACUUUUGAAAGAUGGGUUGACUCAAGCUCGUACUCAAGGUUUAAAUGAAGAUGGGUUAUAUAUUGACCAAGUUUGGGCUGGUUCUGAUGGUGGUACUACUAAAAGAGCCGACGCUAAGGGUCGUGGUAGAACCGGUGUUCUUCGUCAUCGUUAUGCUCAUGUUAAGGCAGUUUUAAAGACUGAACAAACUUUACAACGUUUGAAAUGGGAAAAGGAACAAGCUGUAUUGGAAUCUAAGCCAAAGAUGAACUUGAACAAUGAACCAUUGAACUUUAGAGUUAAGCCAUUCUAUAAAUGGUAAAUGGAUCUUUUGGGAGCUAAAUAAUAUGUAUAUAGUAAACAGUCACCAUAGACAAAAAAAAUAAGUAACGCAUUUGCCUCAAAUUCAAAUUAGAAACUCACACACCACCACCUACGUCUUACCACAAAAAAUAACAAUAGUAUAAGAAAUUCAACCUGUAAUUAAUAUAUCUCACAUCAAGUACCUUAUAUCUGGUAACUAUGCCAUACUCUGGUUUUGUGCUCGUUUAGAAAAUACCCUUUCAUGACCUUA
[Candida] anglica is the source of this 1181-nucleotide messenger RNA. Lineage: Eukaryota; Fungi; Ascomycota; Pichiomycetes; Serinales; Debaryomycetaceae. The record is from the annotation of a GenBank genome assembly.